AAAAUCGUAUAAUUCAAAGCAUAGAUGUUAAUUCCAAAGAUGUAUAGGUGCACAUUACAAACAUGGACAAGCAGCAGAAGAAUGCCUCUUUGCUUGAAAUCGAUGAUAAUAUCAUAAGAAAACAACUACUUUUAGAGGGAGAUGUACCCAAAGAACUGGAGUCGCUCUUCCCCGCUUCCUCCGCAUCCCAGAGGACAGAGACGAUUAAACCAAAGCCAGGAAUUUGCGUGAAGACACGAAAUGAAGAGAAGAAGAAGGUGUUUAUCAACGUGUGCACCUCCGAGGCCAUUCCAGCCCCGGAAGACAUCACCGACCAAGAGCUGAUCGCUAUCUUGGAAUCCGACAAGCCGUCAGAUUUUCGCGUCCCGAUGUCCAUUGGCCAGCUGCACGAGGAGAAGGAUAAGUCUGGCGAGGUGUGUUUGGCUUACGAUGUGGUUAUAAAUCCGGAAUUUUUCACCAAGAUGACAGACAAUCCUCUCUUCCAUAAUUUCUUCAUGAUUGCAACUAUGGAAGGAAUCGAGGAAAAAUACACUAUGGCCUUGGACAAAAAUGGUUGGACAGUACUGAAAAACAAGAAAUACCAUGGAACAGUGCCAGAACAGACAGUGAGGACCUCAGUGCCAUUGGUCCAAGAAUUAAGUGGAGUCCGUCACUGGAAACCAGAGGAUGUGAAGUCAGCCACAAGUUCCUCCUCAAUAAAGGUAGUGCCAGAGAAACCUCUGAUAACAGAGCUGUCAUCCAAAGCCAUAGAAGAUAACUCCAAAGAGAAGAAGAAAAUAGUGCCAAAAUACACACUGAGGAAGACGGGAGAUGAGCAGAAAAAAAGUUUGGAGGCUGAGGUUUCCCUACCAAAGAUGAUGCUUCUUGUGAGAGUCCCAAUUCUCCAUGCAUAGCCUAGUAUUCUUCACAUCAUCUACUCAUUUUAUAAGUGUAUUAUCUCCAUACUGUGUACAAUUAUUGAAAAAAAUAAUAAAAACAAAAUUGAAAA
This is a messenger RNA of Penaeus monodon (black tiger shrimp), 988 nucleotides long. RefSeq names its product PIH1 domain-containing protein 1-like. NCBI's taxonomy places the organism in Eukaryota, Metazoa, Arthropoda, Malacostraca, Decapoda, Penaeidae. Gene Ontology annotation, cellular component: ribonucleoprotein complex; cytoplasm; R2TP complex. The record is from RefSeq and is a predicted model, not a curated record. Gene Ontology annotation, biological process: rRNA processing; box C/D snoRNP assembly.